Coffea eugenioides is the source of this 1293-nucleotide messenger RNA. RefSeq names its product probable 2-oxoglutarate-dependent dioxygenase At3g111800. Lineage: Eukaryota; Viridiplantae; Streptophyta; Magnoliopsida; Gentianales; Rubiaceae. The transcript has 3 exons. The record is from RefSeq and is a predicted model, not a curated record. The coding region runs from base 70 to 1116 and encodes 348 amino acids.
UGUGCGAUUCCAGUCACCUUAUUUUCUCAGCAGGCGAUCAGUUAUUUCCUCAACGUCGUCGCUUUGGGGAUGUCACCCGCCGGAGAGCCCGUGAGGGUGCAGGCCAUAGCCCAAACCCGCAACUCCGUUGUGCCUCCUCAGUACGUACAACCCCCAGAAACCCGACCUGCCGCAAAGCUGACCCAUCAUCAUAAGAACGAGGCGGCUGAGCUAUCUCCGCCGUCGAUUAAUGUCGCCGGAGAAGACACCGGCCGCCUCAAAGACGAGAUAGGGCUGGCCUGCAGAGAUUGGGGGGCGUUUAGCGUAGUCAAUCAUGGGGUACCGAUUGAAUUGCUGGAUCAGAUGAGGCGAGUGGGGAAAUCAUUCUUUGAGGAAUGUGAUAUGGAGCAGAAGCUCAAGUAUUCUUGUGAUCCUAAUUCGCCGGCUUCCGAGGGUUAUGGUAGCCGGAUGCUGCUAGCUGACAACGACAGCGUUUUGGAUUGGAGGGACUAUUUUGAUCACCAUACCUUGCCUCUGUCGAGGCGGAAUCCGGCUAAGUGGCCUCAUUAUCAGCCUAAUUACAGAGAAGUAGUGGCAGAAUACAGUGAUCAGAUGAAAGUCCUUGCUCAGAGAUUGUUGGGUUUGAUAUCGGAGAGUCUUGGUCUGCCAUCUUCAUGCAUUGAAGAGGCUGUUGGUGAGUUCUGUCAGAACAUUACAGUGGGUUAUUACCCUCCUUGUCCACAGCCAGACCUUACUCUUGGUCUGCAGUCGCAUUCUGAUAUGGGUGCUGUCACGCUUCUUAUCCAAGAUAACGUUGAGGGUCUUCAAGUGUUCAAGGAUGGAGAAUGGAUAACAGUACGUCCAUUGCACGAUGGUAUCUUAGUUCUCUUGGCUGACCAAACUGAGAUCAUAACAAAUGGCAAAUACAGAAGUUGUCAACAUCGCGCACUUACAAACGCUGAAAGAGCGAGACUUUCAGUUGCCACAUUCCACGAUCCUGCAAAAACUAGGAAAGUAUUCCCAGCUUUUGAACCUCCUAUAUACCAUGAAGUCAUGUAUGGGGAUUAUGUCUCCUCAUGGUACACAAAGGGGCCGGAAGGGAAAAGGAACAUUGAUGCACUUCUGAUCAAAUACUGAAUGCAAAGAUAGUGAAACCGUGAAACCGUGACCAUGAGCAUGAUUUUCCAAAUACCAUAGUGAAACCGUGACCAUGAUUUACAUUUCUUCAAUUUCAUAUGGUACAAAUCAUGUAAAGAACAUUAGCUUUCAAUACAGUGCAAUGAAAAGCAGCUGAAUUAGCUGUAAUUUAUUUUA